CGUUUUGUCAAAAUGUUCCUCGGUGUUCUUGAGACAAAGUUUGAAUUUGUUUGUACAAGUAACGUAACUUAUAUAGUUUUGGAACAAUUUCAUCCGUGAAAACUAAAUACGAGAAAGUUUUCGAGGAUUUUAUAAAUAGAGAGCUUAAGAAAUAGAGUCUUUUUGCUUUUUCAUAUAGUUAAUAUUUUCAAAAAAGGAUAAUGAGUAUCAUGAGAAAACGUGUAAACGAAUACUUCUGUACUUCUUCUAAAGUUACCAUUCAAAAAUGCAUAUCCUUGUAUUAAUUAUUGACUGAUGUAAAUGCAUUGGCAAUACUACUAAAUCAAAAUUGUUACAAAAAUGUAUAAAACUACAACGUAAAAGUUUGUAUAUGUAGUUGUGAGCGCUGUAACUGGUUUAACUGCGUGAGCAAACAGCACAUGCGUAGCCACCUGUAGUGUAUUUACUACUAUAUAUAUAUAUGUACGACUACGAUCGGUCACGUUGCAAGCAGCGUGGAGUGUACGACUUGAUAUAGUACACUUGUAAUCUGUACUGUCUGCUAGGAAUGUGUGUUUUCUGUUUAUUAACCAAGCAUUUAAUAUUGAAUUUGCACAAGUUCUAGAAACUGCAGUAAUAUAAGUGUAAGAAAUUAAAUGAAAGUUAUUAAAUGUACAUAAAACAUUAUCCAACACAAGUUUAGCUGGAUUUUUUGUGUCCCAAUUGUCAAGUGAUUAUUGAAAUUAUAUGUGCUUUGUGAGACAUAUGUAACUUUUGUUAUGAGUAAUAUCAAUAAAUUAAGAACAUUCUGGAAAUAUGACUAAAGAUUAUUGUUGAAGAAAACCUAAAUAAAAAUUAUUUCAAGUUCUACUCAAGACAAUUAUCAAAGCCAUUUGCUUCAAUUAAAAAUCUGAAAUGAAUCACACUAGUGCAAAAUUUAUGGAUAAAAUCUGGGACGAGUAGAACUUGGGUUGUGUACAAGUAAAAGGUUACAUUUUUGUAAAAGAGAAUGGGUUGUGGAUAAAUUAGCGAUGUCAGCAGCGGGUGAUACGCUACUGGCGGCGAGCGCGCGGGCGCACGGGCUGACCGCGCCCGCAACCCGCGCGGCGCUGCCGACGCGCCCACCCACCAAGCACACCGUGCACUGGUUUCGCAAGGGCCUGCGCCUGCACGACAAUCCCGCCCUGCGGGAGGGACUUGUCGAUGCUACCACAUUCCGAUGUGUCUUCAUCAUAGACCCGUGGUUCGCCAGCUCCUCUAAUGUUGGCAUCAAUAAAUGGAGGUUUCUUCUUCAAUGUCUCGAGGACUUGGACAGUAGUUUGCGGAAGUUAAAUUCCCGCUUAUUUGUGGUUCGCGGCCAACCUGCCGAUGCUUUACCAAAAUUGUUUCGCGAAUGGGGCACGACGGAGCUCACUUUCGAAGAGGACCCUGAACCCUACGGCAGGGUACGAGACCACAAUAUCAUGACGAAAUGCCGAGAGGUCGGAAUCAGCGUGGUUUCGAGAGUAUCUCACACCCUCUAUAAGUUGGACAAGAUAAUUGAACGUAAUGGUGGCAAAGCGCCGCUGACGUAUCAUCAGUUCCAAGCUUUGAUUGCGAGCAUGCCGCCCCCGCCGGCCGCUGAGGCCACUAUCAGCGCUCAGACACUCAGUGGCGCCACCACACCAAUCACUGAAGAUCACGAUGAUCGCUUCGGAGUACCAACACUUGAAGAAUUAGGAUUUGAAACGGAAAACCUAAAACCGCCGGUGUGGAUCGGUGGCGAAAGUGAGGCUUUAGCACGACUCGAGAGACAUUUGGAGCGGAAAGCCUGGGUGGCAUCUUUCGGAAGACCUAAAAUGACGCCGCAAUCCCUACUGGCGAGUCCUACGGGGUUGUCUCCGUACUUAAGGUUCGGUUGCUUAUCGACUCGAUUGUUCUACUACCAACUGACUGAGUUGUACAAGCGCGUGAAGCGCGUGCGGCCGCCACUGUCGCUGCACGGACAGAUACUGUGGCGAGAGUUCUUCUACUGCGCCGCGACGCGCAACCCAAACUUCGACCGCAUGGAGGGCAACCCCAUCUGUGUGCAGAUCCCCUGGGAGAAGAAUCAGGACGCCCUUGCCAAAUGGGCUAGUGGUCAGACAGGUUUCCCCUGGAUCGACUCUAUAAUGAUCCAGCUGCGCGAGGAGGGGUGGAUCCACCACUUGGCGCGGCACGCCGUCGCCUGCUUCCUGACGCGCGGCGACCUCUGGAUAUCCUGGGAGGAAGGCAUGAAGGUGUUCGACGAGUUGCUGUUAGACGCGGACUGGUCUGUGAACGCGGGCAUGUGGAUGUGGCUCUCGUGCUCCUCCUUUUUUCAACAAUUCUUCCAUUGCUAUUGCCCUGUAAGAUUCGGUCGAAAAACGGAUCCUAAUGGUGACUUUAUUAGGAAGUAUAUUCCGGCGCUGAAGAACAUGCCGACGCGAUACAUCCACGAGCCGUGGACGGCGCCCGAGGCGGUGCAGAGGUCGGCGCGCUGCGUGGUGGGGCGCGACUACCCGCUGCCCAUGGUGGACCACGCCAAGGCCUCGCAGCUCAACAUCGAGCGCAUCAAGCAGGUCUACGCGCUGCUCGCCAAGUACAAGCCACAAAAUUUAUUAAAUCCUCAAGUGGUGGUGCGGCCUAAUGUGAUGCAAUCGUCACCGAGUCCGACAUCAAUAAUUACAAGCAUAAAUCAAUCGAAUUACCUCUGCAGCCAGGCUCCAGAGUCGCAGUCGACUUCGCCCGCACCUUCGCAGCAGUUCAAACAGGCCAACGAUGUAUUCCUUCGACCGAACAACACCCUACGUGAGGCCAAACAACCCAUGAAACAAGUUGUCAUCGUACAACAAGCACAAAACUCAAAUGUCACUCCCAAAACGACGCAACGUUCUCGCAUGCAGGACAAAUUUAUCAACGGGCAAUUGGAAAUAUCAUGCAACAUGGACCAAAGUAAACAAAAAAAUUAUGGCCUUAAGAACUUGGUAAUCAACAAUAGCGAUCCUCGAUACAAUCAAGAUGUUUAUAUACAAGGAACUCAUAAAAAUAUUGAUGGCUUACCACAAACCGUACAGAUGAACACUUACACUGAUAAUAAGACUAAAUAUUAUGUACCUUCUUACAAUAAAAGUGACGUUCAAGUACAAAGUACGCACCAUAGGAACAUGGAUACUUCCGACCAGUACAUAUCUAAUACACUUGAUAAUGAAUCAAAAAGUAAUGUCACUGAUGAAAAUUUGUCAAUGCCCACAGAUACUGUAAUAUAUCCUGGUACAGAAAAUCAACCGGAAAAAUAAAAACCAUACUUAAUUUUAAGAAAAUUCGUUAAUAAAAGUCAUUAAAUGGCUAACCUUGAACUAAUGUGGUCUAUUUAACAUUUUUGGCUAAAUCCAUAUAUCAGCAUCUUUGAACAUAAAAACGAUAAAUAAAUCCGAACUAUAUCUAUUUAACUACUGUAUAAAUUUUUAACAUCAAUGUAACAUACGUUCAUAAGUACAACACUUUAAACACUUUUGGUUUCUUAUCUUAUAACAUUUAUUUUGUAUCAUAGACCACUCUCAUUCCAGGUUCUCCAUAUAUCAAUUCAUAUUCAUGUCUGUAAAAAUUUUAUGUUAGUGUGUAAAGUAAUACAAAAUAUCAGUUUUCAAUAUUCA
Papilio xuthus (Asian swallowtail) is the source of this 3632-nucleotide messenger RNA. RefSeq names its product cryptochrome 2 (gene cry2). Lineage: Eukaryota; Metazoa; Arthropoda; Insecta; Lepidoptera; Papilionidae. Bases 1011 to 3275 code for a protein of 754 amino acids. The transcript has 10 exons. Gene Ontology annotation, cellular component: nucleus; cytoplasm. The record is from RefSeq and is a predicted model, not a curated record. Gene Ontology annotation, biological process: circadian regulation of gene expression; negative regulation of DNA-templated transcription; entrainment of circadian clock by photoperiod. Gene Ontology annotation, molecular function: FAD binding; DNA binding.